Messenger RNA from Thlaspi arvense, 1095 nucleotides. Lineage: Eukaryota; Viridiplantae; Streptophyta; Magnoliopsida; Brassicales; Brassicaceae. The record is from the annotation of a GenBank genome assembly.
AUGUGGAUCAAUAGGAGACUUGAUGAAUGGAUUAAGCUAGAUCAACUUGACCUUGAUUCCGUAGAGUGCGCCUUAGAUGAAAAAGUUGAAGACAAGGUAGCCAUUCUUCAAAUUCUCGAGCUUUACUUUCUGUAUUUCGCACUGAGCAGAGAAGUGACUAGCUUGAAGAUGACUCGACACCAGAAACGGAAGAUCGAUGAGACUCACGUAGAGGGUCAUGAAGAGCUGGAUGCUGCGAGUUUGCGUGAACAUGAGGAGUUCACGAAAGUGAAGAACAUAGCAACGAUUGAGCUUGGGAAAUAUGAGAUUGAAACAUGGUACUUCUCUCCGUUUCCGCCAGAAUACAAUGACUGCGUGAAGCUCUUUUUCUGUGAGUUUUGCCUGAAUUUCAUGAAGCGCAAAGAACAGCUUCAAAGACAUAUGAGGAAAUGUGAUCUAAAGCACCCACCUGGUGAUGAAAUCUAUCGAAGUUCUACCUUGUCAAUGUUUGAGGUAGAUGGCAAAAAGAACAAGGUCUACGCACAGAACCUCUGCUACCUCGCAAAGUUAUUUCUUGACCACAAAACUCUUUACUACGACGUUGAUUUGUUCCUGUUCUAUAUUCUGUGUGAAUGCGAUGAUCGGGGAUGCCACAUGGUUGGAUACUUUUCAAAGGAAAAGCAUUCUGAGGAAUCGUACAACUUGGCUUGCAUCCUUACCCUUCCUCCAUACCAAAGGAAAGGCUAUGGCAAAUUCUUAAUAGCCUUCUCCUAUGAACUCUCAAAGAAAGAGGGCAGAGUCGGGACACCAGAAAGACCCCUGUCUGAUCUAGGUUUAGUGAGUUACAGAGGUUACUGGACUCGGAUUCUCUUAGACAUCUUGAAAAAGCACAAGGGAAACAUAUCUAUCAAGGAGCUGAGCGACAUGACGGCGAUCAAAGCAGAAGAUAUAUUGAGCACCCUUCAGAGCUUGGAACUGAUACAGUACAGGAAAGGACAACACGUGAUCUGCGCGGAUCCCAAAGUACUGGACCGACAUCUAAAAGCCGCGGGCCGAGGUGGUCUUGAUGUAGAUGUUAGCAAAAUGAUUUGGACUCCUUACAAAGAGCAGAGCUAA